CCUUUUGGUGAAAAUAUUCUUUAAAGAUGGCGACUUCCACGUUUAAUGUUUGACUUACUUGAACUUACAUUCUCGAAUGUAUCUCCACUCAGCCUGAGCUCCGAAGUAGAGAGUCGAACAUACUACUAAAAAUAUGGUUUCUGAAUUGAAAUCACGAAAAUUGAAAUCUGCGGACUCUGAACUUGUGAAUUCUGACGGUAAAAACCGUUAUGACUUGGAAUCCAAUCCGGUCAUCAAUUUUGUUCAUCUCCUGCUCGAGUUGGACAAGACGAUUACUCUGAAGUGUAGCAUAUGUGCUUCUUCCGACUCUAGCCGUACCAUUGGUUACCUCAGAUGCUUCUUCCAAUUUCUAGAGAUAUCUGGCCAUGGCGUGCCUUGGAUUUCCAUUCCUUUGGCACUUAUGUGCUACUCUGACGACCAAUGGCUGAACGAGCUUUUGCUGAAUUUGUUGGCAGGUAUUUUCUUAGAUCUUUUAGUCAGCUUCAUUCUGAAAGCAGCUGUCAGACGACCCCGGCCCCCAGUCAACCAGAACGACAUGUUCUUCGCAGUUUCAGUGGACAACAAGUUCUCCUUUCCUUCUGGGCACUGUACGCGUGUGGGCAUGUUGGCGUACUUCUUCAUUGCAAACCUGAACCUUACCAUGUUCCAAAUGGCUUUGUACUUGCUCUGGACAAUUGGGAUAGCUGCUUCAAGACUUUGCUUAGGACGCCAUUACAUCAGUGAUGUCACUUGUGGGAUCCUGAUAGGUCUUUUACAAGGAAUGUUCAUUCAGUAUUCUUGGAUUCCGCUUGACAAUUUGUAUUAUUUGAAGACCUAUAUUACUUAACGGUGGCAUUGAAUUUCAUAACAUAAUAUGCUGCUACCAGGCAUUGUAUUAGUAGCACAGUAUAAAGGUAUCAGUUAUUAAGCUUUUCACUAAAUUAAUGCCAUUUCAGAUACAAUGUAUCUUGCAUUAUAUGUACUUAAUGGACCUGUCUAGCUAUAUGUGCAUGUACAACAACGUAACCUUAUUGGAGAAAAAAGCUCUCUAUUCAGCUAGCUGAAAAUAAAAUCUUGAAUAUAACCAGAGGGAGAUAAGUGUACCGUGACAUGACGUAGUUGGUUUCUUGGAUGUUUAUGACAUGCUUUGAACAUCUGUCCAUUCCUCCAGUUCCCAAUUUUAUCAAACAGAUUAACAGAAUGUUGGUGCAUGGUCAUAUUGUCUGUAAUGUUUUUAUCUUUUAGGUAAGAUUUGUUAGGGCGCUGAGGCUGGCCUGAAAUAAAUGCAUGGGAAAUGAGUGUCAAUUGUUCCAUGUUAUAUCUUGCACAAAAUUUGAUGCUUACUUUUUUGCAUAAUAGUAAGCGCGCCUAAAAUUUAAAUAAUGCGCGUAAUUUUAUCCUCCAGAGACUCUUAUGUUCAUUUCUAGAUGGAUGUGGAACAUCUUGAAAAAGUGUAUUAUAUUUUAUCAGAAUAGUUACGGUUUAAGACAAUUUUUGCACGUGUGUUGACAGACAUUGAAGUAUACCAAGUGAUGAAUGACUGACUGCUCUCUGAAUUAAAUGCACCAUCUGUAUUCAGAUGUAAUUCAUAUCAGUGAUGUCCCACAUGCUUCACAGACGUUAACCUAGACAGAUAAUGACUCGGACGGAAUAAUUUCGUGUGGAAUUUGCCUGCUUUUAAUGUUGGCAUUUAGUUGAAUCACGUGUACUUGUGAUGUCCGAUUUUUCCAGUCGAGCCAGAGAGAAUCAACUUGUGCCGAGAAAAGAUGUAAAUAUUUGUGAGUGUUAAUUGCCAUGUGUGUGCUAGUAAGUGACAUGUUACUGCUCUGUCAUUAUGCUUUUCGUGAAACCUCAUUAAAAUUGAUUUCAAGCAGCAGA
Messenger RNA from Acanthaster planci (crown-of-thorns starfish), 1857 nucleotides. RefSeq names its product polyisoprenoid diphosphate/phosphate phosphohydrolase PLPP6-like. Gene Ontology annotation, molecular function: sphingosine-1-phosphate phosphatase activity. The record is from RefSeq and is a predicted model, not a curated record. Lineage: Eukaryota; Metazoa; Echinodermata; Asteroidea; Valvatida; Acanthasteridae.